AGUUUGAGUCACGUGUAUCUAAGCGCAGUGACAGUGGGAGUGACACUGGGCAGCGUGACGCUCGUGAACACCCCCGGCGUGCCGCAGCGGCAGAUUCGGAUCGGUGAGACACACUUGUGGAAGAACAUGGGGGACGACUUGGGCGACGAGUGGUGGAACCACGAGUCCAAUUCAGAUGUGCCUGAAGAAGAGGAGGCGACUGAGCCACAAGCAAAGCCGACGGAAGACGCCAGGAAAAAAGGGGCGAAGAGGAAGAGUGGAUCAGAAAAGACAGUGAAAGCAAAGAAGAAGAAGAGCAAUGAGCAGAAGGAGGCUGUUGUUCCACACACUGACGCUGCUGACAAGUCUGCGGCCCCAAAAAGGAAGCGGAAGAGGAAGAAGAAAACCAUCACCGACGUUCUGGCCUCCUCCGAACCCAAGGCCGGCUCGGCCUCCGACCUGCAGAGCAUUCUGGCCCAGCACUUCUCAGACAAGCGCUCCGUGAUCGAGCAGGAGGAACUCAAGCUGGCAGAUUCCUGCUUCCUGACCAGCAACGACCUGACCCACAGCCUCUCGUCCUAUCUGAAGCUGGUCUGUCCCAAGUGGUCCAAGGUCCAGAAGCAGCACACGGAGAAGAGCUCAGUGGUGCUGCUGCUGGUCUGCAGCUCGGCGCUCCGGUGCAUCCAGCUCAUCAAGCUGCUGACCGCGUUCCGGGGUGAAGCCAAAGUCCUGAAGCUUUUCGCCAAACACAUAAAGGUGGAGGAGCAGGUGAAGCUGCUGCAGAAGUCGGUGACACACGUCGCGGUGGGGACCCCCGGCAGGAUCGGCGCCCUGGUGGAGAGAGAGGGUUUAAGCCUGAGCGCGCUGCGGUACCUGGUCCUGGACUGGAACUGGAGGGACCAGAAGCUGAGGAGGAUGGUGGAUAUUCCUGAGGUGAAGCUGGAUCUCAUGAAGCUGCUGGACUCCGGCGUCAUCCAGCGCUGCAGAGAAGACAAAGUCAAGAUUGGACUUUUUUAAACGUGGAGACACUUUAGUUUUUACCGAGUUGCUCCAGAUGUUUGUUCACGGCGACCCCAGGAAGCCCCUCCCACUGCCAGCGUGAGGUCAUGAGUCCAACAAGAGGAAGCCGCGGUCGUCUCAACUUCCUGCCGUGACAUAUUUAACAUGUUAUUUUAGGACUCCACGAUGUCACGGGUCGAGGAUCUGUUCAGAGUGUGUUUAGUUGGUGCAACAUGGUGGAGCUGUGGUG
Molecule: messenger RNA, 1228 nt
Organism: Synchiropus splendidus (mandarinfish)
Lineage: Eukaryota; Metazoa; Chordata; Actinopteri; Syngnathiformes; Callionymidae
Gene: cmss1
Product: cms1 ribosomal small subunit homolog
Exons: 10
Coding region: 127-996 (289 amino acids)
Cellular component (GO): 90S preribosome; nucleus
Source: RefSeq, a predicted model, not a curated record